AUGAAGUUCAUCCUCAGCGCUCUCCUCCUCCUAGCCCUAACCCACUCCGUCUCGUCCUCUCCAGCAGAGAAGAGGGACGAAGAAGACAAACCUCGCUGCAGAGCAAACUCAUACUAUUCCGACUGCGGCCCAACCUGUCCCUACGCGCACUGCAUCGAUAAAGGCGAGGGGACGAUCGCCUGCAUUAAUACACUCGUCUGUGUCGCUGGGUGUUUCUGUGAUGAGGGGUUCUAUCGGAAUUGCAAGGGCAACUGCGUCCCCGAGAACAAGUGCGGGAAGAGCGAUGAUUGUGGGAUUAUCUUGCCGGAUGUUAAUUCGUAG
Molecule: messenger RNA, 321 nt
Organism: Aspergillus calidoustus
Lineage: Eukaryota; Fungi; Ascomycota; Eurotiomycetes; Eurotiales; Aspergillaceae
Source: the annotation of a GenBank genome assembly